This is a messenger RNA of Python bivittatus (Burmese python), 4059 nucleotides long. The record is from RefSeq and is a predicted model, not a curated record. NCBI's taxonomy places the organism in Eukaryota, Metazoa, Chordata, Lepidosauria, Squamata, Pythonidae.
UAAGACUUUAGAAGAUAUCACUCCACCCAUCACGGUGGGAUUUUUUGCCCCAUGGGGGAGAAAAAAAAGAAGACUCCUAGAUAAAAUUGAAGGACACCUGAAAGAGAGUCAAAAUUAUACUGGAAGAGAAAAAGCAAGCAGCAUUCGUAGCAUGCUUUCACUCUUUUUUCGUAUAAUGUUUUUCCAACCACUAAAACCGGAGGAAGAAGCCAGACAAAAAAAAACAUCUAAAAACGGUGUCCGGUAUGUCUUCAUCGGCUUCAAUGCCUGGGAAUACGUGGGCUGUGACUAUACUUGGGCCGGCAUCGUUACGACGUUGUUGGAUGAAAUUGAAGUACAUCAUAAAUGGUGCCUUGCAGCUUUUCGAUACUUUGGUACCGAUUUCAAGGAAACGUCUAAUGGAAAAAAAUGGACUUUAAAGACAUGGGGUAGCAUAUUCUUUGGGGGCUCUGUGUUUGUAUACCUUUUGUUAAUUCCCCUUAUUUCCUCGCUGUCAGAGGUGGCUCCAAUCUCAUUAGCUGGCGGCGCCUUAGCUUCUAUUCUUGUUCCUUUCCUUCCUAUAUUGAAAAACUUUAUUUUCACAAUGAAAAAGAAUAUGCAGAAAGAAAUGAAUAGAAAGGAUCUUAGCACCCAGCUGGGCUUCAUGCACUCUGUAAAAAAAGAGGUUGAAACCAUGAUCAAGUUCUUAAAGGUUUUGGAGUUUCAUGAGGAAAAUGAGAUCCGGGUGGUCCUAAGAAUCACCAAUUUGGACUUAUGUACUCCGGACAAGGUAGUGUCUGUUCUGGAUGCCAUCAGGAUCCUCCUCUCUGACCCCACAGCUCCAUUCAUCUCCAUCUUGGCUGCGGACCCAAGCAUCCUUGUAAGAUGUAUUCAGAAGUCCAGUAACACCUGGAGAAACGGCUAUUUAUACCUGGACCGGAUCGUGUCCCUGCAGUUCUCCCUGCCACCAAUGAACCAUAUGGAGAAGCAGAAGCUGCUCUCCAAAGCCCUUAAAAUCAAGCGUCAAGAAGUUUGCACCACCGUGCGCGUUGACGUGGAGGGGAAUGAAAAUGAAGCUAAGAACGGUUCCAUGGAAAGUCCAGGCGUUAGGCUUUUAAAGAGUAAGGAAGACAUGAGCAAAGUGGUAUCAGCUGAAGAGACUGGCAGGAACAAUAAGAUUGCUGACUUGAGAAGGUUAGUAUAUGAAAAAUUAAAGGAUAGUGAUUAUCUCCCAGGGAAUUAUGUGGAAAUGAAUCGGGUGGUAAAUACAGCGAUGACCAUCCAGUACAUGCUGGAGUUUGGAUAUGAAUUUGACUCCAAUUUGAGGGAAAUGUACAAAGAAGAGUUGAAUGGUGUCAUGAUAGAUUGGGUGAUCCUGGCCAACUCUUGGCCCUGCCACUUGAGCUGGCUUUUGCAGUGCGAGGAAGACAAGCGGCAAAGAGCCUCCCCGCAUGAGAAAGGGGGAGCCAGUGAAGACAGCCAAGAGGCCGCUACUGAUGACAGUAACAGUCUUUUCAGUAUUUACCAGGAAAACCAUAAUUUAGAUAAGUUUAAGAUUCGGGAAGCCAGUCAAAACAGCAACAGCGGAGACGGCCAAAGGGCAGCUACUAGUGAUGAUAAGAGUCUUCUCAGUAUUUACCAGGAAAACCGUAAUAAUUUAGAUAAGAUUAAGGAAAAGAUUCAGGAACUUCUGGAACUGGAUCAAGAUCCUGACCUCUUUGAAAACAUGCUGAAGGAAAAUAAAAGGUAUUUUACAGCAAAGGGGGCCGAGUCUAUUCCCAAUCUGCUCAUUAAUCUGGAUUUCUCCUUGAAAAGGAAGUUUGAGUUGCUGGAAGAUCUGCACAAUACUUACAGGAGACAAAAUGAACAAAAUUUGGACCCUCCUAAUUCCCCAGAUGGGGAACCAAGAACUAACAAGUGAAAUACAAGGCUUUUUACAGGUAAUCCUCACUUUACAGCACUAGUUGGGACCAGAAACUCUGACAUUAAGCGACAUGGUUGUAAUGUGACCACACCACUGCGACAGCAGUUCUGGCAGCCCUGGUUGCCAUCGUUAAGUGAGGACCUCAUGUGAUCCCGACUUGUGACUUCCUGCUGGCUUCCCUUUUGGCUUUGCUUGUGGGAAACCAGCAGGGAAGGACAAAAAUAACGGCCACGUGCAUGCCGGUUGCCAAGUGCCCCAACUGUAAUCCCAUGACGACAGGGACACUGCACCACCGUUACUAUGAGGAGCAGUUGUAACUACCCCUCCUUCAGUGCUGUCAUAAGUUUGAACAGUUGCUGAACAAGUGGUCGUUAAACCACACUAUGACAUUAAUGUAGUAACGUCACCUGUUGCUACACCAGUGUAAUGCAAAAUGUAUUUACUAUAAUUCUAGUGACCCAGUAUCUACUUGUCUAUAUAUACACUAAGAGAAUUUACUGCAGGUGUACUACCAGCAUUAGGUGAUCCAAACCUUUGCUUUUACCCUGUUUUUAAGAGCCAAAAUAAUCAGGUACUGCACAGCUUGGGAACGCUUGCCUGGCCGUUACAAUCCCAGGGCUUCCUAUGCCCUCCCCUUGUACCCCAGUUCUCCAGCCCCUGGAGACCCCCCCGGCCUUUGCUCUGCUGCCAUCUGUAGUCCAGGGCUGCGUCCUCCUUUCUGGGGCUUCUUUGCAGGGCCCUCCUCUGGGCCGCAUGUCUCUUCCUGCCCCGGUGGCGGAUGGCCUGGCUCCUGGCUCUGCCAGCGAGGUUUCCUCUGCUGCGCACCCCGUCCAGUCGCCUCUGACUCUAGCAGCAUCUCCUGCCGAACCUGGAAGACCCCCUCCUUUUUUUGUCUACCUCCGCUGCCUCCUUCUUCUAGAUCUUUCCUUCACACCCUACACACCAGCUUGCAGGCAGUUCUCAGGAGUUCAGACGUUUUGUUUCCCCUCCUCUGUAACUGCCUCUAUGUAUGAGCUGGUCCCCCGAGAGUCAGGCCACCCAGGAGAAAAAACUUGUGAUAAUCAGUCUUGCGAUUUAGCUAAAAGCAGGCAGGCGCUUGGGGUCCUCAGCCAGCACGAACAGGAAAAUAAGCAACAGCGUUCACUGCCGGAGCUUACAACAAUCGCCCGAGAAUGGUUAACUUUAGAUGGGGGAACCAAGCUUAUUCAAGACAACAGGUAGGUUAAAACAACGUCAGCCAUCAUUUUAAGCCCUUUUAAUUAAAGGCUCCAUUGCGUAAAUAAAUGUGAUUUCAUUUUAUCCCCCCACCCAAUAAUUUCUUUUUUGUAUCGGUUUUAAUGAAUUAAUCCAAUCUGUAAGCAUAACCUGAUCACACGGUCUGCCAUUGUCGCUAAUUGACUGUAAUUGUAAUGUAACCAAUGAAAAUCACAUCAUCUUUGCGUAAGUUGAUAAAGCGGGCUUGUAACCCCACCCUCUUCAAGUCUCUGCAUUUUGGCCUCCAGUCAAUAAAUCAGUUUGUGCCUUUAACGCGACUGUGUCUUGGUCUUAAAUGGGCCCCUAAGGGAGACGCUUCUCCUUCCACGCCAAGAAAACCCACGCUGGGCGGGCAGGUGAACUGCUAGCGUGCGUCCCCCUGGGCGGGCUUGGCUUUGACUUCCCACGGACGGACGGACGGACGGACGGCACUGCCCGCUGUAGUGAGAUCCGUGGCCGCGUGACACGCAGGCCGCAGUUCGGUCUUAACGAUUAGCAACGUGUGGCGGGUCCGGGUCAAGUGCCAUAGAAGCAGAAGCAAAGUCCGCUGAACGAUGGGCGGAUUCAUCCCAGGACCGCCUUCAAACUGGCUUAUCUCUGCCCGGGGGGACACGGCAGCCUCUCCGCGUUGAGACCCCGAAGCCCCACAGGGGAACUCCUGAUUCUGUGCUGAGCGCGCGGCGGUGAAACUCGCAGGGAGCUCCCCCGUCACAGCCUGCCUGCCGGGCAGCGGAGCCGCUGCGCGCGCCAGCAGCGGGACUUCUGCUUCUCCUCCGACGGCCUCCCUCCUUCUGACGACGGAAAAGCAACGAGCGGAGACUCGAAGGGCGCUCCGCAGAAGAGAGCCGUCAGGAGCGCGGGCCCCGGCUGCAGCCGUGCCAAGGGCGGGAGCGCGUCGGGGC